Pseudoliparis swirei is the source of this 4708-nucleotide messenger RNA. RefSeq names its product metal transporter CNNM1. Lineage: Eukaryota; Metazoa; Chordata; Actinopteri; Perciformes; Liparidae. The record is from RefSeq and is a predicted model, not a curated record. The transcript is spliced from 10 exons. Gene Ontology annotation, biological process: magnesium ion homeostasis; transport. Gene Ontology annotation, molecular function: transmembrane transporter activity. Gene Ontology annotation, cellular component: plasma membrane. The coding region runs from base 14 to 2725 and encodes 903 amino acids.
ACCCAGUUCUCCCAUGUCCUUCAGCAGUUCAUUCAGCAUGAUGGCUGCUGAUGCUGUGGAUGCUCUCUGCUGCAUUCUGCAUCCACACCAGCUUUCUCUUCUCUUUCUCACCGUCACCCUCUCCUCUCUACCUCCCGCGACAGCAGCACUGCUCGGCGUCCGGCCGGAGGACACCCAGAGCGGAAAGCUGUCCGUGCAGGAUGGAGUACUGCGGGCGGUCGAGGGCACUCGCUUCAUACUGAGGGUGUACUACUCCGCAUCUCCCGCUAUGGAGCAUCCCAACAGCCUGAACAUGAGCCGCAGACCCGACGCCGCUCCCGCCGCUCCGUGGAUCGCGUUCAUAGAGGAACCGGGCGGGGACGGUGGGGACAGCGGGGACACGGAGGGGCAGCUCUUGCCCAGAGGGAAUCCCUGCGAAGAAGAGAGUGCCCGGAGCUCCGACAUCGAGCUGCUGGGCUCUUUCAGAUCGGCCUCAAGUCACAACUCAGUUCUUGUGGAGCUACUCGCGAAGGACCUGCGCAAAGGCGAGCUGAUCAAAUACUACUCCAUGUGCGCGUUUGAUGGAGUGAAGUGGGAACACUUCAGCACCAAAGACUUCUGGUUGGCGGUGGCAGAGAGACCUCCAGAGGUAGAUGUCUGGCUCCAGGCAGGUGUGUCGGUGCUCUUGUUGGGACUGUCUGCGCUCUGCAGCGGUCUGAACAUAAGCAUGCUGGCCCUGGACCCCGUGGAGCUGCGGGUCCUGCAAAACAGCGGCACAGAGAAGGAGCAGAAAUACGCACGGAAGAUAGAGUCGGUGCGUAAACAUGGAAACUACAUCCUUUGCACUGUGGUGCUUGGCAACGUGCUUACAAAUACAUGCUUUGUAGUGUGGAUGUGCCAGAUUUUAGGAUUGACUGCUCUCUCAACUGCCUCUUGUACUUUGGGGAUAUUCUUCAUUGGUGAGAUCUUACCUCACUCAAUGGCGUCCAGGCACAGUCUCGCCAUCGCCUCCAAGACCCUCUGUGCGACCCGCCUGCUGAUGCUGGUGUUCUUCCCCAUCGCCUACCCAGUCUCAAAGAUUCUGGACAUCCUGCUGCACCAAGAGAUCAGCAGCUUCUACACCAGGGAGAAGUUGUUGGCCAUGCUACGCGUCACCGAUCCGUACCACGACCUGGUCAAAGAGGAGCUCAACAUCAUCCAGGGAGCCCUGGAGCUGAGGACCAAGACCGCUGAGGACGUGCUGACCCCACUGUCAGACUGCUACAUGGUGUCCUCGGACGCAACGCUGGAUUUCUGCACCAUGUCGGACAUGAUGCAGAGCGGUUUCACCCGGAUUCCGGUCUACGAGAACGAGAGGUCCAACGUCGUGGACAUCCUGUUUGUCAAAGACUUGGCCUUCGUGGAUCCUGACGAUUGCACCCCCCUAAAAACAAUCACUCAGUUUUACAAGCAUCCCAUGCACUGCGUGUUCAAUGACACCAAGCUGGAUGUGAUGCUGGAGGAAUUUAAGAGAGGCAAGUCCCACCUGGCCGUGGUGCACAGGGUGAACAGCGAAGGUGACGGAGACCCCUUCUAUGAAGUGAUGGGCAUCGUCACACUGGAGGACGUCAUAGAAGAGAUCAUCAAGUCGGAGAUUGUGGAUGAGACAGACCUGUUUACUGAUAAUAGGAACAAACGACGUGUGUCCAACCACGAGAGGAAACAGCAGGAUUUCUCCAUCUUCAAACUGGCAGAAAAUGAGCUGAAGGUGAAAAUCUCGCCCCAGUUGCUGCUCGCAACACACCGCUUCUUGACAACAGAGGUGGAGCCCUUUAGGCAGUGCCACCUGUCAGAGAAGAUCUUGCUGCGUCUCAUCAAACAUCCCAACAUUGUGCAGGAACUCAAGUUCAACCCCAAGAACAAACACGCUCCUCAACACUACCUCUUCCAGAGAAACAAACCUGUGGACUACUUUGUCCUCAUUCUGCAGGGACGGGUGGAGGUAGAUAUAGGAAAGGAGGGGCUUCGCUGUGAAAAUGGAGCGUUUUCCUAUUAUGGCAUGCCAGCACUCAUCAUGCCCUUGCCUAUUGGUCCGAGGUAUAGUUCCCGAGGCAGUGGUCUGAACCAAUCAGAUUCAUUCCUGAGUGGAGGCAGCAUGGGACAGCUCACUGCAGGAGGAGGGGUCUACUUACCAGACUACUCCGUCCGACAGCUCACAGACCUGCAGAUCAUUAAGAUCACCAGGAUCCACUACCAGAACGCCCUCAUGGCCACCCGGAUGGACAGCUCCCCUCAGACACCAGACCCGGUGGAUCCUGAUGCUAAAGGGAGGCCUGGGGUCCCAGAGACCCGCUCACACAGCAUCGCCCUCCCUCUCACACACACACACACUCGUCUGGGGCUGGCACGCCUUGCACAUCUCCAUCCCCACGGUGGCCUUCGCAACACCUCCCAGCUCAAUAAAAGAAACCGUAUUGUCCGCAGCAAAUCUGAUGGGCAGAGGAGUCCAAAUGAUACGGUGUUCCUCCGCCUGGAUGAGAUUCCCUACAUCCGUGAGGACCGGCCGGAAAGUUAUGGAGAGAAUGACGUGCCUAAGGAGUCUCAACCCUCCACCUCUCCCUUCAUCAGCUCUCUGUCUCUGUCCAGCUCGGAGGAGAACAUUGGGAAGAAGCUGUUGCGUAAAUUGAGUAACAAGAGGAGGAAAAGGUCUCAGGAUGGAGAAAAGAGUUUGGAGGAAGGUUCAGAGCAACCGCCAGUGACGAGCUAGCACAGUGACACUGAGGGGGAGGGAUGAGGCUCCUUACUCUUCAUCACUAGCUGGUUCUCCUUAAUAAGCAGCCAGCCCCUCAUAGACUCCCUCCAUGCUCUGACACAGCGCUCACAGCUCAUGUGAUGUCACCACCAGUAACACUCAGGUCCUCACUGGCACACUCUGUCCCACCUCUGCUGGACUUCACACCCAUAAAGCGAUUGGUGAUAAUAAGUGGGACAGAUCUGAAAGAAACUUGAUUGGACAAAUCUAAAUAAUAUAGUCUUAGAUUAAUCCAACCUUACACUGGACUGCGUGGAGGUUUUAAUCAAAUGUUUUGUUCGUAAACGAGGAAAUAUUGCUUUACCCAUAAUCAAUGUUGAAGCUCACUUAGGCCAUCUGGACUUGAUAAGAUCUCUCAAUAUGGAUAUUAUGGGUCAUUUCUAGCCAGUUUUGAAAGUUUAGGAGAUAAAAAUUGAAUACAGGAGUUUUACAAAUUCUUAUUUGUUAUUAUGAGGCAGUUCCCACAUAAUGAACAUGUUGUUUGUACAGGGAACUUUCCUAGUGUUGCCAUACGGAUGCCACCUACCACCAACAGUACCAUCGGCUAAGAACAAAGAGCCAUAAAACAAGAGCACAAUUUUUAUGCCAUGUUAUAAGAACACAAUUAUGAAAAAGCCAUAAAGUAAGUCUCAGCUUGAAUGACUACUUAUUGUACACACUAACUGAUCUCUCAGCAAGUUCAUAGAGAUGUGCUUAAUUUUGAAAAUACCUGUGCUUGAAAUAACACAAUUUCUUCGCUGAUUUUUAUAUGAAAGUGUCAGAAUUACGCAAAGUAAUUUACAGAUAGCAAUAUAAGUAAUCAUACAUGGUGCAAAUGGCCACCACAUACACGCAAACCUUCAGUGAAUGCGUCCUUCCCACAUGCAUUUGUCCUGCAUGCGUAUGGUAGGCCUAUGCCGUUCCAUCUAAACAUUCCCCUCUCACUGCAUAUGUAGCAGUACAGACACAGCUUUAGUGUUUCUCGUAAACCACCUCACUUAUCAUUCGCCUGUUGUUUGUUUUCAUCCAGAAGAGAGCGCGAAGGCGAUCAACUUCACACCGUUAGCUGUCACAUUAGCCACUUUUCUAUGUAGGCUACAGUACAUCUUACUAAAACUGUAUACAGUUUAGUUGCAACUUGCAUGUUUGUUUAUGCUGCUAUUACUGUUGAAUCAUCCCCUGUAGAAAGCCCCGUUUUUCCAUAUGCAUGCUUAAGUAGAGGAAUGCAUGAACGGGAAGAUCUGCAGUAGCUUCCCAAAGGCUACAAAGAUUUAGUGAGUGACUUACUGAAAUCUUAAGUGACUUAAGAUUUCAAAUGUAAUCAAAAUUGUUUAUUCGAUAAGUGCAAUAAAUACUGGAACAAGGCGGCGCUUUACUUGGAGGAGCCAAUAAGACGCCGCUUUGUGAGAGGAACAAUGAAGCAAUAGUUCUAGAAAUCAUCUAUUAUUGAAAUAAUGAAAUAACCAUUUGAUCCUUUUUAAAGGAAGUGGUAUAGCUACUCUGCAAUGUGAAAUGUUGACAGGUAAAUUGCCAACACAACAGGGAGAGAAAUACAUGAAAGAGGAAAGCAAUGUGACGCAAACAAGCACUCCACGACCUCCCAUCAAACGCACACACAAGCACACAUACCCCCCCCCCCCAAACACACACACACACACACACGACACUGCACUGCUAAGCCAUUCACAUUGACCCCGCUGUGUGUACAGAGCAUCCAACAAUGUUUUGAUCCCACAACAGACGCUGAGCACGAGAUAUUGUGUGAAUCAUAAAGUCUCUCAGCUGAAUACUUUAAAACAUUUUACAGUUGGUUAACACAGAUUUAUAUUCGUGAGGGUUGAUAUACGGUUUGUAAUAUAACAUUUAGAUGAUUGUAUAAGUUACCCAAAGAUAUCAAAAGACAGACUAUAUGUUCUACACAAGGAUUUAUUCAAUUAUUAAUAAAUUGACUGAACCAAU